AUGAAGGUUCAGAGUUGUGGUCUAUUCGAAAUUUCACCACGACGCGGACACUUGGCCCCUGGAGAGGCUGCAUCUUUAAUCGUCGCCUAUAGACACCGUAUCUUGGGCACCCAUCGUCUGCCUGUGCUGCUAAAGAUCAACCAUGGCCGGGAGUUGAUGGUGAGUCUAGUCUACUUGAUGAGAGAGCAAAUUCUUUUGCACUUACAAAAUAUAAAAGUGGCCAUACCAUCGAGGAUAGAUGCAAAGAGAUUUGGGACGGCUUGUUGA
Protopolystoma xenopodis is the source of this 267-nucleotide messenger RNA. Lineage: Eukaryota; Metazoa; Platyhelminthes; Monogenea; Polystomatidea; Polystomatidae. The record is from the annotation of a GenBank genome assembly.